CCAAGCGCCUUCAAAACACUGCUGCCCUCAAUCCUCCGUGAAUCUCCGCUUCCUGUCUUCUUCUUUUGCGCUUAUUUUCCCACACCGUUCCACAUUUGUUUACCUACUUGGCGCUUUUUCAGUUUUUUUAAUCUUCAGUUUUAAUAUAAUGCAGCUGCUUUCCGUAAAUUCCUCGCAGAACUGGAUUUGUCCUGAUAUUGCUCUCGCAGACGGCAUCCUUCUGUUGUUUGCUUGUUUGGUUGCUUUCGGUGGAAAUGGAUUGAUUUAGAAAGCCGUAUAAAUGCACCUGCCGUCGAGGAGAGACUCUGCUUUUAAAAUCGAAGAGGUGUGUGUGCCCUGGGUGCAGCCUGGCCUGUGGCGUGGUGGCGAUGAAGAACCCGGGAGCAGCAGACAGCAGCCGGCUGGUCGGCCUGCUGGAGGCCGCUCUGGUCAGAGAGGCUCGCCUGUGGAAGGCGCCUGUCUUCAAGAGCGGAUGCACCCAGGGCGCUGACAUCUCUUCAUCCCAACAUCAGGAAGUGAUCCUGUGGCUCCGAGAAAUGAGCACGCUGUUUCACUUCUGUCCGGAGACCUUUGCACUGGGAGUGUGCGUCCUGAACCGGCUGCUGUCCACCGUAAAGGCUCAACCAAAAUACCUGAAAUGCAUUGCGUUUACCUCGCUGGUCCUGGCUGCCAAAAUCAACGAGGAAGACGAGGUAAUAGGUUCCGUUAAAGACCUGGUUGUGCAGAGCGGAUGCAGCUUUUCAACAGCAGAGAUUCUUCGCAUGGAGAGGAUCAUUCUGGACAAGCUGCACUGGGACCUGUACACUGCCACAGCGGUCGACUUCAUUCACAUAGUAAGUUAACAGUUCAGCAGGUAGACGAACAAA
Molecule: messenger RNA, 866 nt
Organism: Salarias fasciatus (jewelled blenny)
Lineage: Eukaryota; Metazoa; Chordata; Actinopteri; Blenniiformes; Blenniidae
Gene: ccni2
Product: cyclin I family, member 2
Exons: 5
Coding region: 369-842 (157 amino acids)
Source: RefSeq, a predicted model, not a curated record